GCGGGGCUGCGAGGAUGCCCGCUGCGGGGCCGACCCGGUAGGCAGCGCCCGGCGGGCAGGGCGCCGCGGGCGGGGCGGCCGCUCCUCCGCUAGGCUGCGCGGCCGGGCAGGCCAGGCCAGAGGAGCGCUCGGCAUGUCGCAAGGGCUCCCGGCCACCGGCAGCGUCCUGCAGGGGAGCGUCGCGGCUCCCGGGAACCAGUCGCAGCCGCAGGUAAGCCCCGAGGAUGAUGACAGGAGGGUCCGAAGGAGAGAGAAAAACCGAGUUGCUGCUCAGAGAAGUCGGAAGAAGCAGACUCAAAAGGCUGACAAACUCCAUGAGGAAUAUGAGUGCCUGGAGCAGGAAAACACGGUGCUGCGGAGAGAGAUCGGGAAGCUGACGGAAGAGCUGCGGCACCUGAGUGAGGCACUGAAGGAGCACGAGAAGAUGUGCCCGCUGCUGCUCUGCCCCAUGAACUUCGUGUCUGUGCCUCGGCCGGACCCGGUGGCCGGAUGCCUGCCCCGGUGAAGCCCAAGGACCCUCCUCCUCUGCGGAGCGAGGAGCCUUGCUCUUUUCCACCCCUGGGCCGGGGGCAGUCCCUGCGCAUCUGUGUACAGGGCGACCUGCUGCGGGGCCGCCGCCGCCCGGCUCCCCGCGGGUCCCCCGCACAUGCGGCUCUGCAGGAAGCCCCCGCAGGUGCCCGGCGUGGAGUCCUCCAGUGAAUCCAGGCAAGAAGGCACCCUCGGGAGCCACUUCUCGUCCACUUUGGCAGCUAGUAGGUUCCGCUGUUAUGUAGAAUCGUUUCCUCUAGAA
Messenger RNA from Choloepus didactylus (southern two-toed sloth), 790 nucleotides. RefSeq names its product basic leucine zipper ATF-like transcription factor 3 (gene BATF3). Bases 134 to 505 code for a protein of 123 amino acids. The transcript is spliced from 3 exons. Lineage: Eukaryota; Metazoa; Chordata; Mammalia; Pilosa; Megalonychidae. The record is from RefSeq and is a predicted model, not a curated record. Gene Ontology annotation, molecular function: DNA-binding transcription factor activity, RNA polymerase II-specific; RNA polymerase II cis-regulatory region sequence-specific DNA binding. Gene Ontology annotation, biological process: regulation of transcription by RNA polymerase II. Gene Ontology annotation, cellular component: nucleus.